Molecule: messenger RNA, 1937 nt
Organism: Oncorhynchus nerka (sockeye salmon)
Lineage: Eukaryota; Metazoa; Chordata; Actinopteri; Salmoniformes; Salmonidae
Product: rho guanine nucleotide exchange factor 28-like
Exons: 4
Coding region: 1269-1937 (222 amino acids)
Source: RefSeq, a predicted model, not a curated record
GUGCAGUAGGGGGAUGUGUAGUGUUGCCGUGUGUGUUGUGUUCUCUACACAGCGUUAACUCUAGGACUGAGAUUCAUUAUUCUUAUCUCUGACUCGUCUCACUCUGACCUCCUUGUCGAUUCCUCAGGUCAGGACCAGCUGUCUGGCCCUGUGUUUGUCUUUCAAGAUGGUCUGUAGGCGGGCACUCCUCUCUACUCUGUUUCUCUCUCUCUCCUUCGCCUUUAGUCAUUUUUAUCCCUGUCACUCGUUCCUCCUCCCCUCAUGUUCUGGUCUCUCCCCCUCUCUGCUGAGUGUGGUGGGUGAGUGAGGGAAAAGGAAAAAAAGAGAGUCUGGACUGGAGAGGGUAGGAUAGAGCGAGGGUUGGGGGAAGAAGGGAUUAAAAAGAGAAAAGGAGGAGGAGAAGGAAAUAGACUGGACGGGAGAGGGUGGGUUAGAGAGAGGGUUGGGGAAGAAGGGAGAAACAAGAUAACAGAAGGAAAUAGAGACUGGAUGGGAGAGGUUAGGAUAGAGCGAAGGUUGGAGAAAAAUGUGAAAAGAAGGAAAGAAAGAGAGACUGGACAGGAGAGGGUAGGAUAGAGCGAAGGUUGGGGAAGAAGGGAGAAAAAAGAGAAAAUGAUGAGGAGAAAGAAAGACAGGACGGGAUAGGGUAGGAUAGAGUGAGGGUUGGGGAAGAAAAGGAAAAUAGAAAAGGAGGAAGAGAAGGUGAGAAAGAGAGACUGGAUGGGAGACGGUAGGAUAGAGCGAGGGUUGGGGAAGAAGGAAGAAAAAAGAGAGAAGGAAAGAAAGAAAUAAAAAAGAGAGACGGGACAGGAGAGGGUAGGAUAGAGCAAAUUUUGGGGAAGAAGGGAGAAAAAAGUGAAAAGGUGGAGAAGGCAAGAAAGCAAGAGAAAAAAGAGACAAAGUGAGCAGUCUCGAUAUGCUAGAUGAUUUGGAGUUUUGAGGGGAAGAGGGUAGGAGGGGCGUUUGGAGUCAGGGAGGGGGAGAUGUGGGAACAUGCUGGCUCACUGCUGAAGUGUCAGUGUCUGCACUCUGCUGAGACUCAGACGGAAGGAAGGAGUAAACUGGUUCAACAUCAGUCCAACCAAGACUCCUGAAGAACUGAAGAACACACUCAAUGUACAAGAGAUAGUCAGGAAUAUCCAACCUGGAGGAAAAUUGAGGUUCAGUAAAAUAUGUUUAUUUUUUUCAUUAAAAACUAAGGUGUUUUGGUGUUAAAGCCUUGGUCAGGCUGCAGGGUGCUCUGAGACUCAUAGACGAAACACAGAGUCAUGGAUUCAUACUCUGACUCUCCUUUUAACUACUCCUGGCCCUCUUUCCCCAAGACGAGGAUACACAAGAAGAUGGACAAGCAAGAGAAGAGCCAGUCAAUGAGGAGGGCCCAGGCUCUGUCCUCUACUCUGGCUGCUGCCUCCAGACUCUCAGCCAUGAUCCACCAACCAGGGAAGGACCAGAUGCACACUAAUGCCAUGCUGGUGGACCAGGUGGAUGACCUGGAUAUAAAGUACCGUUCUUCAGUGGAGGAAGAGGUGAGCUCUGUACCACAGAGGAACAACCCUGCCUGGGACUCCUUCUUUGGAAGUCUCCCUGGCUCCAUGGCUCCUCACAGGGACCAGGCCUUCCCCCUUCCUUCCUCUCCCUUGGCCUACCCCUUUCCUUUCUCUGGUGGUGGAAAUAGGGGGAGGAUACAGCCGUCCGUCUCCCUCUCCUCUGGGCUCAGUCACAGAGGAACCAGUCAGCCUGAGAAGACCUGUGUACUGAGUUCCAGUCUGGAACCAGUAGAGUGUGACAGUUGGGAGGAGGCCACCCUGUGCCAGACUCCCCCCUCCCUCCCCAACUUCUCAUCUCCCUGGCAACGCUCCGACCUGCAUACUAUCUCUGGGGACGAGAGGGACUCCUUUGACAACUCGUUGCACUCCGUAAGAAGUUUGUUAACCUAA